GUCUUCACAAAGGCAGGACGAGGCCCCAGAUUAAGACUAAAGCAAAACCCGCACCCCAAAAUAAACUUUUGGCACGUAGGAAUUCCCACCUAAAAUAUCGGGAAUUUCCUGAUUGCUGGCUGGAACCAGUUUCAAGCCAUACUCAUAAUGGGUUUAGUAAAAGAAUUAUUUCUAAUUUUUAUAUUAAAAUUAAGCUCAAUUUAUGAACAAUUCCAAAUUUGGGCAAAAGAUUAUGGCCCAGUUUAUACAAUUUGGAUAGGAGAAGAUCCAACUGUUAUUGUUACUGAUUAUGAAAUUAUGCGUGACCUUUUUAUCAAAGAAGGCGAUAUUUAUGCUGGUCGAAAUCUUAUGGGCAAUCUUUUUAAAAAGUUUUCAGUAAAAGACGAUUAUGGGGGUGUUAUACGCACUGAAGGAGAUCCCUGGAAGGUUGUGCGUCGAUUCGGUCUACAGUCAAUGCGUAAUUUGGGUGUUGGAAGGGCUGGACUUGAAAAACAUUUACUUGAAGAUAUGGAAAGAUUUAUUGAACAAAUUAAAGAGGAAAUAUCUGAAAAUGGUGGAUAUAAUGUUAAUCUUCAAUGUAAAAUAGAUCGUUUGUCUGGGACUACAGUAAAUCGAGUUAUCUUUGGAUAUCCAUUCGAAGAUGAACAUAUGUCUGAAUUCUACGAAUUAAAGCAACCUUUGGAAGAACAAACGUGUUUACUUUCAUCAUUAACAGGCCUUAUGUUAAUAACUAUGCCUUGGCUUCGAUAUUUCCCCAUAUUUUCACAAACAUUUAGAAAAUUAGACAAUAAUUUGACAACUUGUUAUAAAUUCAUUAAAAGACCAAUAAAUAAAAGAAUUUCUGAACGGGAGAAACAAGCACCUGAAGAGAGAGGAGAACCCAAUGAUUUACUUGAAGACUAUAACACCCUUUUGUUUCGAUUUAUUUUGGCUGGUCAAGACACAACUUCGACUACAUUAAAUUUCUUAAUUUUAUAUUUAAUUCUUGACCAAAGAGUUCAAUCAAAAAUGCAUAAAGAAUUAGAUCGUUUGGAGGAGGAAAAGGGCCGUAAUGGAUUUGAUAAUUCUGUUACACAAGCUGAUAGAGGAAAAUUACCUUUUUUAAAUGCUGUUAUUAAUGAAACACAACGUGUUUGUAAUUUACUUCCAUUAAAUCUUACACACCGAACAAUGACAGAUGCUCAAAUUUUAGAAGGGAAAUAUCACCUUAGAAAGGGCAUAUCCAUUAUUCCACAAAUUUGCUGUGUGCUAUUUAAUGAAAAAGUAAAUUUUUAA
Meloidogyne enterolobii is the source of this 1275-nucleotide messenger RNA. The record is from the annotation of a GenBank genome assembly. Lineage: Eukaryota; Metazoa; Nematoda; Chromadorea; Rhabditida; Meloidogynidae.